CACAUGUUGCACAAAAACCUCUUAGCUGGGGCCUAUCACCCAGCACUUCAAGAAAACCACCGUUCAAUUGAUCACGAACACAAACCAAGGUCAAGGUUGAUGUAAGGACAACCUUUCUCUGCAUUCAAACAACGGCAGAUUUUGUCAUCAAUUGUCGGUCAACAAUGUCCAAACAAAGUCCAGCAGAUCGCCUGUGUGCCCUGGCAGUGGAGGCUGGUUUUCAAGUGACGGAUGAGAGGUUUGCCAAAUUAAUGGACGAAAAGGAUGAACUGAAGGCAUUCAGGAAAGAAUUCCACUAUCCAAAAAUGAAGGAGAUCAUGUUUGCUGACCAAACGCUAGUCGACCCCGAAGAUGACUGUGUUUAUUUUGUCGGCAACUCUCUCGGUUUGUGCCCUAAGAACGCAGAAGAGUAUGUGAAGACACAGCUGGAAAAAUGGUCCAAAAUUGCCAUCCACGGCCAUCGUCACGGCGAGCUCCCCUGGGCCACUUGUGAUGAAUGCGUUGAUGGCGACAUGGCCAAGAUAGUAGGAGGCCAACAUGGUGAGGUUGCUCUCAUGAACGGAUUGACAGUGAAUCUCCAUCUAUUGCUGAUCUCAUUUUACCGACCAACUGCCACAAGGCACAAGAUUAUGUGCGAAAGCAAGUCGUUUCCAUCUGAUCACUAUGCAUUCGAAAGUCAGAUAAGGCUUCAUGGUUACAACCCAGCUGAAAGUCUUAUCCUGCUCGAACCCAGACAGGGGGAGACUACUCUGCGCACAGAAGACAUCGUGUCAAGGAUACAGGAAGAAGGCAACUCUAUAGCUGUUGUUUGCCUCCCUGGGGUGCAGUACUACACAGGCCAGCUGUUUGAUAUUGCCACCAUCACCAAGGCAGGGCAAGCCAAGGGGUGCCAUGUGGGAUGGGAUCUCGCUCAUGCUGUGGGCAAUGUAGAACUGCAUCUCCAUGACUGGGGGGUGGACUUUGCUUGUUGGUGCACUUACAAGUACUUGUGCUCGGGAGCUGGGGGUAUUGGAGGGGCGUUCCUGCACAAGAAACACGAAAAGAACGACUUCCCCAAACUGCUUGGGUGGUGGGGCCACAAGCUUGAAACAAGAUUUGUCAUGGACAAUGACAUGGACAUAUCCCCAGGUAUAUAUGGCUACCGUAUCUCCAACCCUGCAGGGAUGUUGGUCCCGUCGCUAAAAGCAAGUCUAGAGCUGUAUAACAAAGCCACCUUGCCAGCACUGAGACAGAAGUCCUUGUUACUGACCGGAUAUCUGGAACUGUUGAUAAAAAAAUAUGGCCGCCCAGAAAAUAAGUCAGAGGAUCCCGAUGCAGUAUACAUUGAUAUACUGACCCCGUCUGAUCCUGAACAACGAGGGGCCCAGUUGUCACUGUCGUUCAAUGUCAACAUUCACCAUGUUCUUGACGAACUGUACAAGCGUGGUGUUUCUUGUGACAAACGUCUCCCACGUGUUAUCCGCGUUGCCCCAGUCCCGAUCUUCUGCUCCUUCGAAGACGUCCACAGGUUCAUGAAGUACCUACAGCAAUCUCUGACCGCAGCCAAGGCACAAGGCCACGUGGACCAUAUUAGUGACAACAACCAUGUAUAAACCAAACAGUACCGAUACAUUUCUGUACUACAAAUGGAAAACGUAAUCUUUCUGAGAACAUAAUACUUUCAUAUCUCAUUGUGUACCGCAUGUGGUCGCUCAUAAUAGAUAUUUACACUCAGAAUCAUGAUUGUCAUUUUUAUCUGGCUACUUUGUAAUAUCGCAUGCAUUACUACAGUGUGCCAGAAAAUCGCAGUUAUGCUGAUUUCCUGCUUUAGGAUAUUCCUUUCUGGACAGAUACGAUUUCUCUUUGUUGUUUAAUGUCGCACUCUGCACCAUUAAAGCUAUGUGGCGGCAGCCUGUUUAUAAUCUAGUCAGGCCCAGACACUGCAGUGAUUUACACCAUGAGCACCGCUAAGUUACUGGGAUAGGAUGACGUGUCAACCAAGUCAUCGAGCCUGAAAACUCGAUCCCGGGUGCACAGUUGUAGUUUAACUAGAUGUAAAUCCUGACUUAUGUCACGGGUCACUUGGAGAUGGGGCAUUUUUAUUGGUGCUAGGUCAGAUUAAUUAGUUCUUUUUUAAUAAUCAAAGAUGGUGGCUUUUCAAAACAUCAUUGCGAUCUCAACUUGACUAAGCGGUUCGAAGUUAUUGGUGCUAUGGGCUGGGGUAUUGUCACGGUGGGGAUACAAUGGCAAUACUACUUAAUUAUUCUCUUCAUUUGAUGUUUGUAAUAACGUUUCUAUUCGAUGUUCACUAACAUUUCUCGUUACGUGUAUUAUGCAUACUUUUUCAUCUUUUAUUUGCUGAUUUAAUGGCUGUCACAAGCAACCAAUGUACGGCCAUCAACCUUCAGGGGUUCCAGUAUGAAGUGCUCGUAAAAUCCGAAAGUCUGCUUUGAGUGUCAUCUUUAGGUCUCGUCAUCAUCUACCUAUGCAUUUAUCGAAAGCUCCAGGUUAGCCUGACAGUGUCGAAUGUGGUUUAUAGAUGAGACUGACUGAGUUUGGUUUUACGCCGCUUUUAGCAAUAUUCCAGCAACAUCACGGCGGGGGACACCAGAAAUGGGCUUCACACAUUGUACCCAUGUGGGGAUUCGAACCCGGGUCUUCGGCAUGGUGAGCCAACGCUUUAACCACUAGGCUACCCCACCGCCCCUUAUAGAUGAGAGGAGGAUAUACUAUAUGAGCGUCAAUACUACAUGACAAUACGUGAACAUGUUUAACCAGAUUGGAUACAGGUAUGUCAUGAAUCGUCCGAGUUAUUUGUUUGUUUCGAUGUUUUCUUCGUAUGACAGGGACGUAUGUACGUGCUGCUUGAUCUUCCAUUAUGAAUAUUGCUUUAAAUGAUACUAAGGGCAUUGUAUUAAAUGUUGUUGACAGGUAGCAAUUUAGGCAAACAUACCGUUGCCUAAACAUUUUUCAAAAGGAUUUCAUUUUCCUCUUUUAAUGUUUUUGUGUUUCAUUUGAGAAUCCAUUCCAGUUGUAGUGAGUGAAUGAGUUGGGUUUUACGCCGCUUUCAGCAAUAUUCCAGCAAUAUCACGGCGGGGGACACCAGAAAUAGGCUUCACAUAUUGUGUCCAUGUGGGGAAUCAAACCUGGGUGUUCGGCGUGACGAGCGAACGCUUUAACCACUAGGCUAUCCCACCGCCCCCCAUUCCAACUGUAAUUUCUGGUAGUAACAUAGUUCGCAUUCAGCAAACCUGAGUGGUCGGGGCCUUGUUUACCCAUACUGAACUUUUCAGUAAUGAUUCAUACAGUAUGUAAUAAUUAUCGUCUAUUAAAUUUUGCUAUGCUGGAGGGGUCAGCGUAAUAUGAUAGCGAUAAUAUAAAUGAAUCAAUCCAAAAUAAUAGCUUGACGUUGUGCUUAGUUGACUAUUAAUACAUAAAUGUUGACAAUGCAAAGGAAUCGUUGACAUCAAUCAGGGCAAUAUUACUUCACCAACCACUCUCUAUUUUCAACCAGUCGAGAAACCGUAAUCCAUUAGUGGGCGUGGCUUGUUUUUAAAUAGUUUUAUGGAGGCAUAAGCGCAAAACUAUUGAAGCUUUAGCCGCUCAAUGCGAUGAAAUCACUUGCAAUUUAAAUAUGAAACAUUGAUUCAUAUGUUAACACAAACGUGCGUGUUCCUCGUGUAUCGUUUAUAUGUUAGAAUUGAGGUGGCUUGGCUGUAUAUGUAUGCCGCCACAUGUGAACUAUCUGACAUUUCUCCAUCUAUGUACCCCACAACUGUUCACACUUUGUUCUGUAUACAACAGAUUGUUCAAGAAAACAGUUCCAUCUUCAGUCGAUUGUCAUGAAAACAUUGAAACAUGGAGCAUUUUCAUGAACAGCACUUAGAUUUCUUGCAACCCAUUGCAGUAGGUCAUGUUAGAGAAAUACAUAGCUGUACUCCUUUCAUGUUAUUUAGGUCAGCAUGGGGAAUACAUUGAAGAUUCACUAGUUUACAUGUUUACAGGACAGUCGAACUAACACCACAAUCUGCCAACAGGUCUGAUUCCGAUUUUCUCGAUUUUGUCCAUGUUAAAUGCUAUACCAAAUGUCUUGUAACCAUCCUAGUUUGUUUUAGGCCACCAUCCUUGAACUAUUUGAAGACAGAUCGUCUAGUACGCGGAAUCACUAUUAUGUCGUUACUAUUUCAUAACAACAGCAGAUAAAGGCAUAAGCUUUGUUACAGAAUUAUAUUAAUGACCGCAUAAUGAUUUGUGGUGUGCGUUUUGGUCUUACCCUUUGAUCCUUAUGUCUUAUAACUAAGGAAUACUUCUGUUGUGAGUCCUUAUCCCAUUUUCAGACCGUUCUUGAUGUUGUAUUUUAGGGAUCCAUUUAGGCCUAUGUAAUAUGUUCAGAACCUAUUCUGCCUGCAAUGUAUGUUGUGUUGUGACCAAUUUUGGUACUACUUCUGAGCUAUAUGUAUACCUUUGCAAAAGAUUACAAACUUUAAAAAGAGUAAAUUUUAUCAACAAAUAUCUGAAAAGAUGAAAUCCCUCAUAGAGGAAAAGAUUUCUUGUGUCGUUAACAUGGUAACAGAUUAUAUACGUCUUAAAUAGAUGUGAUUUCAUGUGUUCUCAUAUUUGUCAACAGAAAUGCGUGUUAUCUUUCACAAAGUUAGUAUGUAAACAUUCAGCCCGUCAAGGUCUACAAUGACAGUCAGUGUUCUUAAAGCUUAUGCUUUUGAUUGACAAGAAUUGGUUUUAAUAUUUUAUUUCAUGAAUGGAUGUGUGUUAUGUUUCAAAUGAACUGACGUUUUAUAUGUAGUAUGUCCAUUUACCCAUUUCUUAAUCGAACGUGACUUAAUUAAUGUGACUACUUGGCAUAGGUCAUAGCGUACAUGGUGUCGUCGAAUGUGUUAUAAAUGUUUAGCUGCUUUCUUGUUUUGCUGUUUAAACUCAUAAAAGAUUUAAAGAUGUAUCGCCAAGAAAGGAACAGUUAUAAUGUUUAGGUCAACUAGUGGAGAAAUGGGUUCAAACCACCAACAAACGUCCAUCAUUUUGAUAUGCCUUAUUAUAGGUGAUUCAAUUACAAUAUUUUACUGUUUAUAUCCUUUAACCAGUGGCUCAUCAGUAUGCAUGUGGUAUGCUACUUAUUGGUAUGUAUUUUAUAUUAUGCAUGUGAUUUUGCAUAUAUUUUCUUUAAAAGUAUUACCAGUUAGUCUGUUAUUGAACAUAUUCUUUACAUGUUCCCAUUAAACUAUGUAUCUCAUC
Haliotis rubra (blacklip abalone) is the source of this 5226-nucleotide messenger RNA. RefSeq names its product kynureninase-like. Gene Ontology annotation, molecular function: kynureninase activity; pyridoxal phosphate binding. The record is from RefSeq and is a predicted model, not a curated record. NCBI's taxonomy places the organism in Eukaryota, Metazoa, Mollusca, Gastropoda, Lepetellida, Haliotidae. Gene Ontology annotation, cellular component: cytoplasm. Gene Ontology annotation, biological process: NAD+ biosynthetic process.